AUGCGAUUGGCUGUUUGCCUGGCCCGUUGCCCGUCUAGUGCAUUGGAUGUGUUUGCCCAUGAUCCGCUGCCAGUUAGCGAGCUCGAGGCCGCCGAGGAGGGCGCUGAAGAGAUUCAAAACCGUAUUGCCAAUCUCAACGUGCGGCUGGUUCAGCUCAUGGCCUCGGCCCUCCGCGUGCGCGGUCAAGUUGACGCAGCGUCGCAGCGUCGCAAUCGGGCACCAUCGCGUCUCGACAUUGCAGCCUUGAUGCAGAUGGUGCAAGCAACACCGGCAGCCCUGCUGGAGCAACAAUAUGAGGACUUUGGUCUCUGGCACUUGGUGUCAGAGCACACUCAGCGCGCCUUUGAUGCCGCAGACAAGCAACUCGUGGCCCCGAUGACCAACCAGCCAGAGGCUGCCGCUGGGGACAUGGAUACUACGACUGAAGAGGACAAUUUAACCACCGAUGGUGAAGGCAUUGAUGAACUCCUCCUCAUGCACUGCGCAGAUGACCUGGACAAGCUACGCCAGAGCAAGAAAAAAAGUUCAAUCACGUGUGGUGAAAAGACUACAAGAAAGAGAGAGAGAGAAAGAGAGAGAAACACAACUACCACAUUGACUGGAUCAGGCAGGGAUCCAGCCAGGGUCAUGGCCGUCAUGGAGCGGUGGUACCCUGCCGUUGCGGCGGCUGUGGCUGUGCUGGUGUAUUUGAAUAGCCUGCACGGUGCCUUUGUCUUUGACGACAUGCCAGCCAUCAAGGAGAACGCCGAUGUCGACCCCGCCCAAACGAGCUGGAGUCAUGUCUUCAGCUCCAACUUCUGGGGCCAACCCAUGGGCUCCCAGUGGUCGUCACAUCUCUCCUACCGCCCUUUCACCACCCUGACUUUCCGUGCAAACUUCAUCCUCCAUGGUUAUGAACCCUUCGGCUACCAUGUCAUCAACAUGCUGUUACACGCCUUGGCCACGAGUUUGGUGGCUCUCGUGGGUGCCCGCUGCUUCCAAUCGGUCGGUGCCUACCAGCACCAUGCCGCUGCCUUGGCUGCGCUCCUCUUCGCCGUUCACCCCGUUCAUGCCGAAGCCGUCGCCAACAUUGUCUGCCGCGCUGAGUUGCUCUCUGGCAUUUUCUACUGCUGGGCUUUUCUGACCUACGACCAUGCCUGCCGUCAAUCCAAAAUUGGCAACGGCAUCGUUUACAUCUGCGGUGCUGCCGUUUUUGCCACCAUCUCCAUGCUGUGCAAAGAGCAGGGCAUCAUGGUCCUGCCUUGCUGCAUUGUUUACGACCUCCUGGUCGUCGAUCGCAACGGCCUUGACCUCUCGCAUGUCCUUGAUUCUUUUCUGCCCUCCCCUCUUCCCGAGCCGCAUGCCUCGACCGCGGCUCCUACCCACAAGGCUGCCGAUGCCAAAGUUCCACCGAACCCAGCUGCAGACACGCUCCGGCGACGCGUUCAGCGCAAGGCCGAUCGACCUUCAGCCAACACCUCCGCCAAGGCUCGAUCCGCCAAAGCCACCGCCCGUGCUUCCCACAAUCUUUCCCUGCCCACGACUGCCUGCCUCGUCCGCUGUGUGGUGGUGUUGGUGCUCACCGUCCUCCUCUACCAAUGGCGUGUCAGCCUCAAUAAGGGCGACGACGUCAAGAACGAUGAGAAAACCAACCCUGCAAACCACAUUGAUGAUACGCUUUUGCGAUGGCUGACCAAAAACUAUUAUGUGUUUCUGCACUUUUGGCUGUUGUUGGUUCCCUGGGAUCUCUGCUGCGACUGGUCCAGCUUUGGCAUCGACAACAUCGCAGCCCUUAGUGAUCAUCGCAAUCUCAGCACUGCCGCCAUGUAUCUUGUCCUGGUGACGGCCGGCUUUGCGCUCUUGCUCAGCAAAGUUGCCAGCCGCGGAGUUCGUCACGCCAUUCUCCUGGGCCUGGCCAUGAUGGCCAUCAACUUUGUGCCCGCGAGCGGCCUCUUGGUUGAGACUGGGUUUGUCAUUGCCGAGCGCAUCCUCUAUCUGCCUAGUAUCGGAUAUUGCUUGGCCGCUGCUGGCAUUUUCUUUGCUCUUUUUGCCGAGGCUGGCACCCAUGGCCGCCGUGUGCUGGUGGCUUUGGCCUUGAUUCUACUCGUCCUGUUUGGAGUCCGCACCUGCCUCCGCAAUGUCGAUUGGGAGAGCGAAGAGUCGCUCUACAAGACUGGCCUCGCCGUGUUGCCCAACAACGCCAAACUGCACCACAACUACGCGCGUAGCUUGCAGGGUCGUGACGCAGAUCGGGAAUACCACUAUCGCGUCGCCAUUCGCCAGUAUAAGUACUAUGGUUCUGCCUACAUCAAUCUAGGCGUUUUGCUUGCUAAUCAAGGCAAGCUAGAGGAGGCAGUGGAAAUCUGGAAGGCCGGAUUGGACGCUUGGAACCAGCGGCCCAUUUUGGGUCAGGACCCAACCAUUCUCAAUCUCAACAUUGGCACGGGUCUUAAGAACCUGGGUCGAUACGCCGAGGCCGUGCCUUUCCUGGAACGGUGCCUCAAGCUCGCCCCAGGCAAGCCCAAUUGUGCCAACGCGCUAAACUUUGUAAAACAGCAGCUUCGGUAG
Messenger RNA from Monosiga brevicollis MX1, 2547 nucleotides. RefSeq lists its product as uncharacterized. The record is from RefSeq and is a predicted model, not a curated record. Gene Ontology annotation, cellular component: endoplasmic reticulum. NCBI's taxonomy places the organism in Eukaryota, Choanoflagellata, Craspedida, Salpingoecidae. Gene Ontology annotation, molecular function: protein binding; mannosyltransferase activity. The transcript is spliced from 20 exons. Gene Ontology annotation, biological process: endoplasmic reticulum unfolded protein response; protein O-linked glycosylation via mannose. Bases 1 to 2547 code for a protein of 848 amino acids.